This is a messenger RNA of Microplitis mediator, 2797 nucleotides long. Its product is annotated as reticulophagy regulator 3-like. Bases 700 to 1746 code for a protein of 348 amino acids. The transcript is spliced from 6 exons. NCBI's taxonomy places the organism in Eukaryota, Metazoa, Arthropoda, Insecta, Hymenoptera, Braconidae. The record is from RefSeq and is a predicted model, not a curated record.
ACACAACAUACAAAAGUCGUUUCAGCGUUUCAGUUUUACACAUUAAACACAUCGCAAUUUCCUCGAUAAAUAUACUGAUAAUAACUUACGCAGUUUAGAGAAAAACUUUUUAAAACUUAAACCAAGUGUCAUUUUAUUAUUUAUUAUUUAAAUUUAUUUAAUUUAGUGUGCAAUAUAACUACUAGAUUUAUUUAAAUCUAUGUGGAUCAUAUUACUCAUCGUGUGUGGUAACUUUAAUUUUUUUUAGACAAAGAAAAUUUUGUACAAGUGAAAAUUUAAAUAUAUCACAGCUAACAAAGGGGUUAAGCUCAAUAUAUAUAAAUUAUUUAAAUAAUAAAAAAAAUAGUUAGUACCUCGUGGCAGCAGGUAUAUAACGAAAGUAAUCAAGAGAAAGAGAGAGAAAGAAAUAAAAAAAAAGAGAGAGGGAUUUAUUUGAGUUGCCUGUAGUCUGUAUUGAGCGAGGGUGUUCUCUAUUCAUCUUGCCUCACAAACAACGCAGUUAGCGGUGACGAGAUACGAGAAUUGGGAAAAUAAAGUUUGUUAAGCGACAGAAAUAGUCGUAGGGGUUAAUGUGCGUCUUUCGAAAAUAACAUGCCAAGUGACAAUAACGUGAUAUUGUAGUAUUUUUUUUAAAUAUAUAUAUAUAUAUAUGUAUAUAUAGAAUUAUUUUGUUAUUUAUAAAUAUAUAAUCCGAAAAAUAUGGAAAAAUUAUCGAAGACAGUUGGAUGGUAUUUUCGGAGGAUGAAAGGGACAGCUGAACAUCUGGUCGAUAAUAAAUCAUCUGUUCAUCCUCAUCAUCAUGAGCAACAAACAACAAAAAAAUUACCUCCUGGUGAUUUAGAAACAUCGGAAAAAUUUUUUAGCAUAAUAGAGAGUAUACUAUUGUGGGAAAAUUCAUUCAACAGCAUUUCUGUUGUCCUUGUCUUUAACAUUUUAUUUUGGGGUAUUGUGGUAUUGGAGAUUCGUGGGUUUGCGGCAGCCAGCAGUGCUGCAUUGGUCCUCGUUCUCUGCUAUAGUACUCUAGAAGCACAAGUAGAGAAAGGACAGGAUAACAAAUCAUUAUCUGACUCCACUAUAUCGUCGACGCCACACGCAGAAUGUAUUGGUAAAAUAAUUAGCAAAGCUAAAGUGGGCUUUGAAAAUUUAAUGCUGCUGAGAAAAAAUCAGCCAGGAGUGUUUUGUAUUGGAGUUUGUAUUGCAUCAAUCGUGCUAUGGCUUAUCGGUGGUGCAGUAAAUGGUGUUCUUCUAACUUACACCAUUUGUAUGAGCAUUUUAUUGGGACCUGCUUUGUUCCUAAGAAUACCAAAAAAGAUAUUUUCAUCUAAAGAAUGGGAAAGUGAAAUUGAUGAUUUUUUGCCGGUUGUUACGGAGGAUAACUUACAAGUUUUAAAUAGAGCGGGAGAGACCGGUGACCAUUCUCCAACGCCACCCAGUGGCGCAUCAUUCGAUCAACCAAUAGAUCCAUUUAAUGACGAUGAACUUCUUGGACUAAAAAUGCCAUCUCAUGAUGAUGGCAGCACUGAUGGACUUGAGCUUUCGGAGCUAGAGUUGAGUGGUGGUGAAACUGACGUAGAUGGAUUGAAAAUUCAAAGUAGACAUUUUGAAAGAAUUUCUUCAUCUGAGGAAGAUGAAGAAGAACUUGAACUUAAAUCCAAAGAUUUAUCUAGUGAUAGUGACGGGGAUAGUGACGAAAGCGAGUUUGAAGUUAUCGACAGUCAUGAAAUUAACAAUGAUAGUAAUCUAUAAAUUUAAAAGAAAAAAAAACAUUUAUACUACAGUAUGUAUAAAAAAUAAUUGUAUGUGUUGUACACAGAAAACAAUGACUGACGGUACUUUUAUCUUUUAAAUAUUUAACUUUAUUUUAUCAUUUUUUAAUAGUACAUAAUAUGUACCUUCCAUAAGUCAUAUGUGGGGUGUUGACUUUGGUAAUAUUUAUUAUGAAAAUAACAACAUGGUGCUGUAAAAUAUAAAUAAAAUAAAAAAAACAACAAAUCAAUUAGAUUUAUAAAAUAAAAGAAAAAACUAAAAAAAAAAAAAGUGUCGAAAGUAAUUUUACUGUUUUUAUUUUAUUUUUUUUCUUCUAUAUUUUUCUCAACAAUUCACUAAAAAUUCAUAUCACACUGUAUAUAUGUAUUAUAUAUAUACAUAAACAUACGUUAUCUUUUGAGCAGGACUUUAAGAGAAUCUAUGAAUUUUAUCUCUUUACCGAAAACUCUGUUCACUUAAAUAAAUUUAAACGCAGUUUUUUAAAUCAGCAAUAGAAACCAUGUACAUCAAAUAUCAUUUUACAACAUAUUUAAUAGAAUUAUUUUAUCUCAUUUGUAUUAUAUUUUAACGAUUCUUGUGAAUUUUAAUUUUUUAAAGCUUUAACACUGGAUACUUAGUAAGAGAUUGAUAAAAAGAAAAAAAAAUGUAUACUAAUAACUAGAUUACAGAGAGAAUUUACAGAAAUUGUAUGUAUUACUAAUAUUUAUUUAUUACUGUAAAAAUAAAGUAAGAUAGAUAUUAUGAGUGAGAUUGGCCUAUUCUCGAAAUUUAAAAAUCAUGUUAAUUUAACAACACAACAAUAAUAAUAAUAAAUAAGUGCUUAAUGUAAUAGAUUAACAGUGAUUCGUAUGCUUGAAAAUUAUAUUUCUACACUUUGUGUAAUUAUUAAAAUGAGAAUUUAAAAAAUAUGUAUAUACACGCAUGUGUGGGCGUGUUUAAUAAAAGUAUCAUCGGAUUGUACCCCUUUUUAAAAUUCAUUAAUGUAAAUUUUAAAAAAAAUGAAAAAACGAAAUAAAUUUUUAUCAUCUUA